Messenger RNA from Prosopis cineraria, 1635 nucleotides. RefSeq lists its product as uncharacterized. The transcript has 8 exons. Bases 267 to 1184 code for a protein of 305 amino acids. The record is from RefSeq and is a predicted model, not a curated record. NCBI's taxonomy places the organism in Eukaryota, Viridiplantae, Streptophyta, Magnoliopsida, Fabales, Fabaceae.
AGUUGAGGCAGUUUGAUGUGCAUAAGCUCUCUCCCUUCGACCCUCACUUCCCUCUCUCGGCGGCUCAGCGCGACCCUCACCUACGGCAUGAAACGCGUCUCCUUCGUUCGCCGGAAAUAAGAAAUCCACAGUUCAUUCCUCCCUCGCCAACCCAGAAGCCUGGCCGCCGGAAAAGCCCACCUCCCUUUCCCCUCUUCCUCGCUGAAGUUUCUGUCAACCAAACUAGCCGUUUAUGAAUGGUAUAGAGCAAAGCUGAGAAAUUCUCAAUGAUGGAAACCUUAGAUUCAACAACAUCCUCUUCUUCUCGAACCAGCGAUUCCAAACCCCAGAGCUCGAACUCGACUUUAUCUCCAUUGCCACCGACGGUGGCCAGACUAUGGAGGCCUGCUGCGCAGCGAAAUCUCAGGAACCAGUGGUCCAAGUUAGCGUCUUAUAGGAACCAAUGGUCCUCUGUUUCUUCUAUCGGAAGAUCUCGCGCAACUGCUCUUGUCAACUCUCAUCUCUCCCAAAGGUACAUGCCUAACAUGGACUUAGGUGUUUUGAGCGAUAUGCCUGAUAUAAGAAACAGAGCUUGUUUCAAACUAUCAAAGCAGCAGGAACUUUUAAGGAGCCAACUAUUGUCUACGUAUAAGGACAUGGUGGGUGUAGUUAGUGACAUUUUCAAUACUACCAGAUCAAUGAGAUGUUUCUUUAAAGGAUCAAAUAAUAGUCCACUACUACAGUUUUCUAGUUUUUCUGAAGAUAAGAGUGAGUCUGGAGAUGGUGGUGGCAUCCCUGUAUUCUCAUUUUUAUCGAUUGCUUCUCAUGAAAAAUUGGCUGAGGAGCUGGUUCAAAUGUUUAAAUGGGAGCUGUGUUUGAAGCGAUUGCUUGUUCUUGAGUUCUUGUCCCUUGGUUAUGACAUCUCACAAGGCAACCAGCUAGUUUGGUCAAAUGAGCUUUAUGUUGGUGAAUUCGAUCACUUGCAGAACUGCAAUCUUUACUGUGAGGAAACCUGCAGACCGGUUCCUCCAAGACUGAGGGAUGGGAAAUCUGAUAUGGAAGCUCUCAAAUUUGACAACCAGCCUAUGCCUGAGGUUUUACAGGUUUAUUUAACAGCGUGGCUUGCAGAAGUGAACAUAGACACUAACAGGGUGGACGAGAUAUUUGCUGUUGUUGGGGAGGAAAUGCAUGUUAGAAUAUUUUGAACUUUCAUUGAUUACGACUGAACUGAAAAGUCUUCAAUACUGCCAUUAGAAGGUGUCAAACAGGACAGUUUGCUGUCCACAGACUGGUAAAAAAAUUUGUUUCACAAAGAGCUGGUGACUCAGAAUGUGGAACUGUCUUUGUAACAAGUGGCCAGAGAAAUAUUGGUUUCUCAGUGCAAUACUAGAGAAAUCCAAUACAAGAAAACAAGCUAUCUGGGUCUCAAGACAUGAACAUGAUGCCAAUGAAAGCUUAUUUUUUGGAAGGUUAAAAGCUCUCACAUUGUGAUUCUUUUAAUUCAUUUUUAUUAGAACAUUUGGUGAAGAACUCUUGAAAAUGAUGUUUUAUUAUUGGCCCAAAAGAAAGAAUUAUAUCUUGUCAAUAUAUCCAGUGAAGCUGGAGAACAAGUUGCAGAAAUUGAGAAAUACUGUUUAGUUUGAUAUUUUGGUAAAU